Dipodomys ordii (Ord's kangaroo rat) is the source of this 2403-nucleotide messenger RNA. Its product is annotated as vomeronasal type-2 receptor 116-like. Bases 1 to 2403 code for a protein of 800 amino acids. Gene Ontology annotation, biological process: G protein-coupled receptor signaling pathway. Gene Ontology annotation, cellular component: membrane. NCBI's taxonomy places the organism in Eukaryota, Metazoa, Chordata, Mammalia, Rodentia, Heteromyidae. The record is from RefSeq and is a predicted model, not a curated record. Gene Ontology annotation, molecular function: G protein-coupled receptor activity. The transcript has 5 exons.
AUGAGUUUUGAAGUACUUCUUCUAAAUUUGAUGCUCAGGUUUAUCUUCAAGAACUACCAGUUUGUUUUGGCCUUGACUUUUGCUAUUGAAGAGAUCAAUGAAAACCCUCAUCUUUUACAUAACUUUACUCUGGGGUUUGAUAUCUGUAAUGUUGAAUUUGAAGCUUGGAAAACACUUAAAAACCCCUUCAUCAGCCUCUUUGGGAAGUACAACAUUCCAAACUACUCCUGUAUGAGAGAGAGCAAGUCUAUAGCAGUACUGACAGGACCGUCAGGAUUAACAUCUGCACAAAUUGGGACAUUUCUGAACCUCUACAGGUUUCCACAGCUUACCUUUGGACCUUUUGAUCAUGCCCUCAGUGACCAUAACAAGUUUCCUGCUCUCUAUCAGAUGGCCUCAAAGGACACGUCAAUAGCAAAUGCCGUGGUCUCCUUACUGCUUCACUUCAGUUGGAGCUGGGUGGGACUGCUAACCUCACAAGAUGAGAAUGGUAUGUGGAUUCUUCCUGAAUUGAAAGAAGAGAUGACCAAGAAUAGCGUUUGUGUAGCCUUUGAGCUAGUAAUCCCAAACUAUGCCCUGACAUUAAAAUUCAUGACACUUUAUGACCAGAUUAAUAAAUCAUCAGCCAAUGUCCUCAUCAUAUAUGGUGAUAAUGAAUUCAUACUACACUUAAUGAUGUGUGUUGAGGAAUAUUUCAUAAAAGGAAAAGUUUGCAUCAUGAACUCACACUGGGAUUUAACCACAAGGAGGAGAUAUUUUAUGCUAGGUUCAAUCCAUGUUCCUAUCAUUUUUUCACCCCAUCACCCAGAUAUUUUAGGUUUCACAGAUUUUGUCAAGGCAGUUAACCCUUCCAAAUACCCAGAAGACUUUUUCCUAGCGAGGCUGUGGUUUCUGUCUUUUAAUUGCUCAGAUUCAGAGUCUGACUGUGUAUUGUGGGAGAAUUGUCCUCAUGAAGCCUCCUUCGACUGGCUGCCUGGACACAUUUUUGACACAACUAUGUCUGGAGACAGUUACCAUAUAUACAACGCUGUGUAUGCUGUGGCCCAGGCUCUCCAUGAGCUGCUUCUUCAUCAAGCAGAAGCACAAACAGUGGGAAAGAGAAAAGGGGCAGUGACCUCCCCUGCACAGCUGCACUAUUUUCUGAAGAAUAUCCAGUUUCAUAAUCCUGCUGGAGAUCAAGUGGUUUUGGAUGAGAAAAUGAAGUUAGAGACAGAAUAUGACAUUGUGAAUGUUUGGACUUUUCCAGAAGGUCUUGAACUUAAGUUGAAUGUAGGAAAGUUUUCUCCAUAUGUUCUACAUGGUCGUCAACUGUCUUUAUCUGAAGAUAUGGUACACUGGGCCAUAGGAACCACAGAGCGUCCUCACUCUGUCUGCAGUGAGAGUUGUGGUCCUGGAUUCAGGAAAUCCCCUCAGGACGGAAAGGCUGCCUGUUGCUUUGAUUGCACACCCUGCUCAAAAGAUGACAUUACUAAUGAGACAGAUAUGGAGCACUGUAUGAAGUGUCCAGAUCAUCAGUACGCCAACACAGAGAGAAACCAGUGCCUCCCAAGAGCUGCACGUUUCCUGGCUUAUGAAGAACCCUUAGGGAUGGCCUUGGCCUGCAUGGCUCUUUCUUUAUCUAUACUCACAACAGUUGUUCUUGGGGUCUUUGUGAAACACAAGAACACUCCCAUUGUCAAGGCUAAUAACCAGGCUCUCAGCUACAUCCUACUCAUCUCCCUCAUCUUCUGCUUCCUCUGUUCCUUGCUCUUCAUUGGCCGUCCCAACACAAGCACCUGCAUUCUACAGCAGACCACAUUUGGAGUUGUGUUCACUGUAGCUGUUUCUGCUGUCUUGGCCAAAACUGUAACUGUGGUUCUGGCCUUCAAGGUCACUUCUCCAGGGAGAAGGAUGAGGUGGCUGCUGCUGUCCGGGGCUCCUAACUUCAUCAUCCCCAUCUGCACCCUGAUCCAGGUGACUCUCUGUGGAAUCUGGCUGGGAACCUCUCCUCCCUUCGUGGACACAGACGCACACUCUGAACAUGGCCACCUCAUCAUCCUGUGCAACAGGGGCUCCCUCACCGCCUUCUACUGUGUCCUGGGAUACCUGGGCUUCCUGGCUCUGGCCAGCUUCAUGCUGGCUUUUCUGGCCAGGAACCUGCCUGAUAGAUUCAAUGAGGCCAAGUUCCUGACCUUCAGCAUGCUGCUGUUCUGCAUUGUCUGGCUCACUUUUCUGCCUGUUUACCACAGUGCCAAGGGGGAUGUCAUGUUGGUUAUAGAGGUCUUCUCCAUCUUGGCCUCUAGUGCUGGACUAUUGGGCUGUAUCUUUGCCCCCAAGUGCUACAUCAUCUUGUUAAGACCAGAUAGAAACCUUCUGCAUGGCUUCAGGGACAAAGCACAUACUGGGAGAAAUAGGCCCUCUUAA